Sardina pilchardus (European sardine) is the source of this 1296-nucleotide messenger RNA. RefSeq names its product SH2 domain containing 4Bb (gene sh2d4bb). Bases 1 to 1296 code for a protein of 431 amino acids. The record is from RefSeq and is a predicted model, not a curated record. Lineage: Eukaryota; Metazoa; Chordata; Actinopteri; Clupeiformes; Clupeidae. Gene Ontology annotation, cellular component: cytoplasm. The transcript has 9 exons.
AUGAUGCAGCAGAUCCUGCAGGAGAUGUUCAUCGAGCCGGACCUGCUGGCCGAGCUCAACGAGGAGCAGAAGCAGAUCCUCUUCUACAAGAUCCGCGAGGAGCAGGUGCGCCGCUGGAACGAGCGCGAGAGCCGCGACCCCAGCCCCCGCCUCCGCAAGACCGGUGAGCGGCGGGGCAUCCAGUGGCUGCUGGGCAGAGAUGGGGACGUGUGGGUGUGGGUGAUGGGGGAGGCGCAGGGGGACAAGCCCUACCAGGACAUCGUGGAGGAGCUGAUGGAGGAGCGCGCCAGGAAACAGGCCCAGCGCGAGGCCCAGGAGCUCUGGCGUGUGAAAGAGGCCGAGAUCGAAAAGAAGUUCCGGAACGCCAUGGCGAAAGAGAAGGCUCGCUUCGUCGCCGGGAAGUGGAGAGAGGAGAUCGACGACAGGCGAGCGGCGAAGCAGGUGGAGGAGGAGAACCGCAUCCGGGAAGAGCUGAAGAAAUGCAAGGAGGAGGAGAGGCAGAGGGGGGAGGAGGAGAUCCGGCGGGCAGAGGAGAGGAGAGCAAAAGAGCUGUACAUCUCCCUGAAGCAGGAGGAGAAGAGGAGCGAGAGAGAUGACAAGGAAUGGCAAGAACAAUUGAGGCGCUCGAAAGCGGCGGACGAGGAGAUGAAGACGAAGGCGAGGCGCGCCCGUGAUGAGUACAAGCGCCAGUCGCUGCGCGCCAUCGAGAAGGGCCUGGUGGCGGGCCUGAGCGGACUCUUCCAGAAGAUGCACCUCAACGGCUCGGGCCAGAGCCGACGGCACAGUGCCAUCAUCGAGCAUGAGUGCCCCGCCCAGCGCAGGCCCCACCCACUAUCGCCCCCUGUGUGGAUCCGGCCGCCCCGACCCAGUUCUCGCGAGUCCAUCCUGCGUUGGUUUCGGGAGGAACAGCGGCCCAAGAGAGCCGGUUAUGAGAGGAACAGCAAUACUAUAGCCCCCUGGUUCCACGGCAUCAUUUCGCGACAGGAGUCCGAGGCGCUGCUGAUGAACGCCGGCGAGGGCAGCUUCCUGGUGCGGGUGAGCGAGCGCAUAUGGGGCUACACGCUCUCGUACCGCACGCCGGCCGGCUUCAAGCACUUCCUCAUCGACGCCGCCGGCGACUACUACAGCUUUCUCGGCGUGGACCAGAACAGACACGCCACGCUGGCCGACCUGAUCGACUUCCACAAGGAAGAGGUCAUCACCACAUCCGGAGGAGAGCUCCUCCAGGAGUCUCGUCGUCCGAGGUCCUCCAACGUGGACUAUGGGGGCCUGUUGCUCCUGCCCCCUCCCCCCUGA